Asparagus officinalis (garden asparagus) is the source of this 2084-nucleotide messenger RNA. RefSeq lists its product as uncharacterized. Gene Ontology annotation, biological process: regulation of DNA-templated transcription. The record is from RefSeq and is a predicted model, not a curated record. The transcript is spliced from 6 exons. The annotation marks the transcript as partial. Gene Ontology annotation, molecular function: DNA binding. Lineage: Eukaryota; Viridiplantae; Streptophyta; Magnoliopsida; Asparagales; Asparagaceae.
ACCAGCAGGAGCAAGACGCAUUGUGUGAUGAGGAAGAGCUCGUGUUCCACGUCGGCCGAGCGCCCAAGGGGCAGAGGACCGACUGGGUCAUGCACGAGUUUCGGCUCGAGGAGGAUGAUCGGAGCUACAAAGGCACUAGAGGCACUUCCUUCGUUGUGUGCAGGGUGUUCAAGAAGAACGUUGUUGGGAACAAGAAUGCAGAUGAGCGUUUGGCACCGUUAAUGGAGGAGCGGAGGGAUGAGGAGGAUCGGGAUCAGACUCCCACGGCUGAGCGGGAGGGUGGGCAUGCCAAUGACUUUGAACAGGGAACAACAGAGGCAGUGCACGGCACUGAUUUAUCAACAAUCAGCUGUGAGGCUUCAUCCUUGAACUUGAAUCCUCCAUCAGAUGGCCUUUUAGCUCCGGGGUUUAGAUUCCACCCAACUGACGAGGAGCUUGUCAGCUAUUACUUGAAGCGCAAAGUGGCGGGCCUCCCCCUACAUGUGGAUGCGAUUGGUGAGAUUGAUCUCUAUAAGUGGGACCCAUGGGACCUUCCCCCUCGAUCUCGCCUCAACCUGAGUAUGCUCAGCACAGAGUGGUUCUUCUUCUGCACUCUUGACCGCAAGUACAAUCGCUCCUCCCAUCAAAACAAUCGAGCAACUGCUAAAGGCUUCUGGAAGUCCACUGGUAUUGACCGCAGCGUCCGUCAUCGUACAUCAGAAAAGAUCAUCGGUAUGAAGAAAACCUUGGUAUUUCACACCGGUAGGGCUCCAGGUGGCCAGAGGACUAACUGGGUAAUGCACGAAUAUCGCUUGGAAGAUAAUGAACAAAACACUAAAGGCUCUUCAUUUGUUGUUUGCAGGAUAUUCCAUAAGAGUGGUGCUGGUCCGAGGAAGCCACUGGCUCUGUAUGGGACAGAACCUUUUGUGGAGUUGGAGGAGACUGCUCAAGAUUUGGGUCCUGCCAGGAAAUAUUUACAAGUACCAGAUGUCAAUGUUGAUACUGUUCCUUCUGUGGUCGUAGCUGAUGUUGUAGACAAGAACUGUGAACACGCCUUAAAAAAUUCUGAGCAGGUUACAACAGCGAGGACGUAUGACAUAGGUAGUAAAGUAGAAAUUGCCUAUAUCCGUGACAAACUUCCUGUUGCUUGGUACAUGGCAACUGUCAUUAAAGUAAUUGAUGAAAGGGUUUUAUUGGUCGAAUAUGAAAACUUGAAAAGUGAAGACGACACUUUGCUGAGUGAAAUUGUUUCUGCCCAAUACAUUAGGCCACACCCUCCUCCAACAGCGGAGGCUAGAAACUUUCACCUCCUUGAUGAAGUUGAAGCAUUCUAUAAUGGCGGCUGGUGGCCUGGUGUGGUUGCUAAGGUUAUUGCUGAUUCAAGGUACAAUGUGAAGUUCAUGCACUGGGAGGAGGAAAUAGAAUUUAAUCAUACAGAGUUGAGGCUUCUCUAUGACUGGGUUGAUGGACGAUGGAUUCAGGCGUCACAGGACAAACCCAUAGAAUCACAAGAUCUUGGUGGAGGAAAGUCAAUUGGUCACACGCAAUCGUUACAUGAAUGUAAUUCCGCUCCUACUUGUGGCUUUCCUGGUUCGUCUACCCCUUCCAGUGGCAUGAGGGAUGAAGCUCCUUCAAUGACAAAUGAGAAUGAAAACUUGGCCAGAUUGACUUUUGAGAGUCAGCAGGACAUUUUUCAACCCUGCAAGAAAGCAAAGAAAGGAGAGACGAGUGACAAUAAUACACAACUAUUGGAUUUAAGAGGCAAUGAAAAUUCUAGUGCAGUCAAGAUGGGAUUUGAUAUUCGAACCCCAAUCGUAGAAGAGGAACCUAAUAUUCGCACGCCAAUGGUAGAAGAGGAACCCAAUAUUCGCAUUAAGGCUUUGGUUGAAAAGGGCUGCUUUAGUAGCCCAUCGAAGAAGAAUGAUGUAGUUAGUGCAGACUCUAUAACUAUGUCAGGAGAGAUCAAUGAGGAUCCUCCAGUAUCUGAUAAGUUAAGUCAAGAAUUAGUUUCGGUUCAUAAACCUCUUAGCUCGAACGGGGAGGAAUCUCAUGAGGGUAGAUCUGGAAAGAAUGAAUUUCUACAAAUGGGACAGGAAAGUGGUGCU